Aspergillus puulaauensis is the source of this 1119-nucleotide messenger RNA. RefSeq lists its product as uncharacterized. The transcript is spliced from 3 exons. Bases 1 to 1119 code for a protein of 372 amino acids. NCBI's taxonomy places the organism in Eukaryota, Fungi, Ascomycota, Eurotiomycetes, Eurotiales, Aspergillaceae. The record is from RefSeq and is a predicted model, not a curated record.
AUGGCUACUCAAGCUAUUCACAAUGCAUCCAGGGCCUUCUGGAGCGAGGUUGAUGCUCUCCGAGGCGAGCAGCAGGCAGCUCAGACUACAGAACAGCGCGUUCCGCAGUCGUAUAAAAAGGAGCCCAUAGCUGGCGUCCAGGGCAAAGGAACCGUAAACGACCCAUAUGACGCAGGCAACCGAGAUGAACAACCGGAAGCCCCCAUAUCCAAAGAAAAUACCGCUCCCGUUACAGAGCCUCUUUCCUCCAUUACUCCCGGCACCGGCACUGGCGCUGGCGCUAGUAGCGGCACUGGCACUGGCACCUUCCAGGACAAGUACCGGAGAGGCAGUGACAAGGCAACACUCGUAACCUCGGGCAUUGGCCCUACAAACCCUACCACCGAACACCCUGCCCCUGUUUCAGGCAUGGAGCAUGCCUCUGCCCUUGGUGCAAAGAGCACUCAGAGAGAUGAGGAUCUGACCGGGUCUCGCUCUAUCACUGAUGAGCCUCAACCUACUAUAGCUACCUCUAAACCCUCAGCCUCAACCUCUGCUGGGACGGCCGCCGCCGCAUCUACAACUGGGUCGACUGCUGCUGGAGGUUCAUCCGAACAACGAAGCCAGCCUUCAACCUCACAAUCCGCAACCCAGGACCAGAAAACCCCCGGUGACUCCAGUACUACUGGUGCUUCAACCUCACAGUCCGGGGCUCAGGGCACGGAAGGUACUCGCGGGUCUACCACUACUGGUACCUCAGUCUCACAGGCUCAGACCCAGGGCAAGGAAGGUGCCGGCGAGUCUAGCACUACUGGAACAUCAGCGUCACAAGGCGGCAAUCAAGGCGCCGGCGCCCAGAGUGCUGACGAUGUUGCCGCUAUGGCGAAAAAGAAGGGUGUCAGCGAGGAGACGCUCAGGGGCCCUAAAGUUUCCGCACCCCGGGAAUCGUACGAAAAGCAGAAGAAGUUCAGUACUGCAGGAUUGAAAGAGGGCGAAUCGACAUCCAAGCCUGAAGGGAAGUCUACUGAAAGCGGCCAGAAGGCCAGUGAUACCAAGAAUGCCAGUAAUGGGAAGGACAGCGGUGUGCACCACCAUAAGAGUGUGAAGGAGAAAAUCACCGGCAUGCUGCAUCACCACUAA